AUGGAUCUCGCUUCCAUAUACUUCGGGCUCUUUUUGGGCGUUUUUGUGUUUACUUUUGCAAAGGCCGUGCAGCAGACUCGCGGCAUAUGGAGACGUACGCAGAGCCUUCAUCAUGGCUACCUAUACAUGAUCUGGGUUGAGGCAUGGGUAAAUUUUGUAUUCGCCCUCGUCACAUUCUUGUACCUGAACGAUAUCGUUCCGGGAAGUGUCGGGUUCUACUUAUUCACUGGUAAUGAUCAAUGGGAUAGGAAUCGUGUGAGAAACGUUUUGGCUAACAAUCAUGCAGUGGCACUAUGGGCAAUCCAGACGCAACUCUUGCCCCAAAUCAUUGCCAAUCGCGUUGCUUUGAUCAUGACCAACAAGCGCAGAGCCAGAAAGCUGAAAUGGGGCCUCGUGCUUGCUAUCGGGUGCAUCAAUAUCGCCGUUGCCUACAUAUGGACUGUCGCGCACCUAGAUGGAGCUACACCUUUUCAGAUUCAUCUUAACCUUGGGUUCGAAAAGGCGGAGAAGUCUUUCUUCCUCGUCGUUGAUCUAGCGCUCAACUUAUACUUCUUGUAUUUGGUGCGAUUCCGCCUGAUUGCCGAUGGUUUGAGCAAGUAUUGGAAGCUCUUCAACUUCAAUGCUGGUAUGGUAGUUGUGUCAACCUCUAUGGAUAUUCUGCUCCUUGGCUUCCUGAGCUUGCCAGACCCCUACUUAUACGUCCAAUUCGCCCCUCUCGCAUACAUAGUCAAGCUGUACAUCGAGCUCCUCAUGGCCAAUUUGAUCUCCAAAGUCGUGAGGAGUGGUGCGGCUGGGCGAGGAGAUGGCUACCGCGGAAGUAGCUGUCACAAAUCUAACCCAACCAACUAUAUCACUUCCCGUGUUGUCAUUAGCGGCAGUCACGCCAUGCCAAAGUCGGGUAACACGAUUUUGAGCAGCUGUGGCUCAGAGAUACAUCUAGCCACAUAUCCUGGCCCACAUGGCAUCACGAAGACAGUCGAGACUACAGUUGCGGUGGAUGAUGUCGAUGAUGGUCGCCGCAGCGAUACCACAUCUACGGUGACUCUUCUCGACAUGAAUUGUUUCAUAGCCCUCGGAUGCACCGACAGCAAGAACCAAAGUCUGCCACCCCUUGCUAAAAUCAUCAAGGACAAAUGUCUUGGAAUAUUCUUCCAACAGUCCGCCGUUUCGCUUUCCGCAUCCGCUGCUUUCACGUACUUCGGAUAUGAGGCUCAUUCUCAUGCGCUGCGGUUCAGAAGCUCGGGACCUUUUGCACCUCGCCUAACUCCAGGUACUCAGUUAUGGCCGGGCAACCCUUCUCACAAUGAGGAUCACUACUUCCCGGAAGAAAAGUAUCACCUACUCAGGCCGGAAUCGAGAGUCUUGUCCCCCCCAAAAGAAAGCGCAUUCCGGAAUCAAUGUAUCACCAUACCCAAGCCGGAAAUGGGAGCCAUGACGCCAAAGAAGGAGGCCAAAUUCAGGAGGAUGCAAAAAUUGUGGUGCGACGUAGACGUGUCACUAACUGUCUGGUCCUCAGGGUGGAGGGUUGUGCAAUGCGUGCGGCUUGAGAUGCACCAAGGCACGCAAGGAGAAUCUGAAGAAGUGAUAUAG
Fusarium redolens is the source of this 1590-nucleotide messenger RNA. RefSeq lists its product as uncharacterized. The transcript has 6 exons. Bases 1 to 1590 code for a protein of 529 amino acids. The record is from RefSeq and is a predicted model, not a curated record. NCBI's taxonomy places the organism in Eukaryota, Fungi, Ascomycota, Sordariomycetes, Hypocreales, Nectriaceae.